AUGGGUCUCGCCGAUCUUUUCUCCGACGUGAUUUCCUCCUUCGGCUUCUCCGAAGCCCAGGCUGAGGCGCCUCCCGCUGAGGAAAACGACACCAACGCCGCCGCCGAGGAACAGGAAGACUCGAAGCCCGCCGAGGAAGAGGCCAGCGAGGAGACCGCUGAAGACGCCACCGAGCAGCCCGAAGAAGAGGCCGAAGCCGAAGCUGAGGGUGAAGAGGCCGAGGAAGAAGAGGCAGGAGAGGAGGAAGAGGAAGAGGAGGAGGAAGAGGAGGAGCCCGAGGACAUCAAGCCAAAGCUCGAGGAAGAAUGUGCCAACUCCAGCCACUGCGCUCCAUACAAGCACCACUUUGACGAAUGCGUUGAGCGUGUUACCAGCCAGCAGGAAGAGGGAGAUGGCAAAGUUACCGAAGACUGCGUCGAAGAGUUCUUCCACCUCCAGCAUUGCGCCACUCAGUGCGCUGCCCCCAAGCUUUGGAAAACCUUGCGGUAA
Molecule: messenger RNA, 489 nt
Organism: Talaromyces rugulosus
Lineage: Eukaryota; Fungi; Ascomycota; Eurotiomycetes; Eurotiales; Trichocomaceae
Exons: 3
Coding region: 1-489 (162 amino acids)
Biological process (GO): mitochondrial electron transport, ubiquinol to cytochrome c
Source: RefSeq, a predicted model, not a curated record